GAGACGAUUCAAUAGUUGACUGUUCCUAUUUUAUAGCAAGUAAAAUAAGUCAAAAUAAUAUCGUCCAGUUAUUCCACAGCGGUAGUUUCGUUGAUGAAAAUGUAAAAUAUUUUUCCAGCUGUUAAGAAAAUAAGCGUCUUGACUAAUCGGUAUGGAGCGCUGAGUUAUGGCAAUUACCCAUGAUGUCCACAAGGCGGCGCUGCCUUACCCUUGAUGCGGUAUGUCAUGUCAGAAACCGCAAUAUUUUCAUCUUUAAAAAAAAUAAUCAAAAUAUAUCAGUGACACUACACAAACAAUGAUAAUGUUUGAGUACAAGAUAUGAAUAAUCGAAUCUGAUGUUAAGUCUUAAUUGUCUGUGGGAGUGGGCAUCAGUUUUGGUGGCUUCCGAUUAGACGGUCGAGCCGCAUAAUAAGACGAGCGAAGUAAAAAACGGAGUAGUUGACAGCCACCCCCGAUCCACUGCGGUUCCUCCCCCUUUCCUUCCCCCUUCACUUCAUGUCAUUAACAGGUGCCUGUCCAAAAUAGACGCACGGCCGCUGUGUGACAGAAACAGGCAUGUUUUCAAUCACGCUGGCACGGCUUGCGUUCUGUAUUCCACCGUGUAUGUAUCGGUGUGGCCGUGUACGGGUAAUGUUAGUAAGUCGUAAGCCGAGGUUUUGCACAGUGACCACAGACACACAUAGACGGAUCUUUCCUAAAGAGUGUUGGCCAACCGGGCUGCAGCCCCCUCCCCUGUUGCACCCACUUUCCAUUACUGUUAUUUACCCCCCCCCACUCCUUCCGUCGCUCUCUUUCUCUUUCACUAACUCCCUCGUUCUCUUAAUUUUCAAGCGUCUUCUCCUGAACUCAGCACCAAACUGCAGAGAACUGCAAGAAAGGAAACACUGGGAUGGAGCUUCGUUUAUAGCCUUAUGUUUUUUUUUUAAAUUUGAUCCUCUAUCCUAGUGGGAGCUUUAUUUAUUUAUUUAUUUAUUUUAAAGCUUCAUCAUUGCAUCAAUACUAAAUACUCCCAAGUGUUCCACCUCAAACCCACGUGGUCAAAUGUGGAACAACUUCUUCGUGCCCCAGGACGAUGAGGGCCGCGUGGGGGCGGCGAGCAGUGGCCAAGGCGGCGGACUGGCUGCCCUUAAGGGCGGACGAGCCCAGAGGCGGACCCAAAAGAUGAGCGACAGCCAGGACGGCAAGAUCAAGCUGGUCUUCCUGGUGUGCGCGGUGGGCGUGACGCUCACCGUGCUGGGCGUGGUCACUGAAUUUUGGGUGGAGCUGGCGCAGCCCAAGAACUUUGCCGGCAACCAGACGUGCCAGAUGGCGCACUAUGGUCUGUGGAAGGCCUGCGUGCACACCCUGUGGGUGGCUGACGUGGACCCCGAGAGGGCCAGCUGCGGUCCGGCUGAACUACCGGGAGAAUCCAACUGCACCUACUUCAAAUUCUUCACCUCGGGGGAAAACGCCGUCGUGUUCAAGAAGACAACAACCAAGAACUUGAACCUGGCGGCUGCCAUUUUUGCUCUUCUCAGUCUGACAAUGAUGGUGACGGGCUCCAUCUGCAUCAUCAUGACGCUCAGCAAAGGCGUGGUAUUCUUCCUCAAGCCAGCCUCUUUCUGCUUCAUACUCUCAGGUGUCCUGGUCCUGGUCUCGGUCCUGAUGUUUCACCAGUCCGUGCUGGCCUUGCUGUCCAGCGACCACUCCGUCCCGCUGCACCACCAGCUGUCCUGGUCGGCGGCCUGUGCCGGCUCGGCGGGCGCUGUCCUCAUUUUCGGAGGCGUCCUUUUCCUCAUCCUUUCGCUUCCCGUCACUUCGUGGCAGAAGUGCUUGCAGCACAACAGCGCCACCUAG
Messenger RNA from Syngnathus acus (greater pipefish), 1836 nucleotides. It is a transcript of the gene cacng6b, whose product is annotated as calcium channel, voltage-dependent, gamma subunit 6b. The transcript is spliced from 6 exons. The record is from RefSeq and is a predicted model, not a curated record. Lineage: Eukaryota; Metazoa; Chordata; Actinopteri; Syngnathiformes; Syngnathidae. The coding region runs from base 1042 to 1836 and encodes 264 amino acids. Gene Ontology annotation, cellular component: membrane; L-type voltage-gated calcium channel complex. Gene Ontology annotation, molecular function: calcium channel regulator activity. Gene Ontology annotation, biological process: regulation of calcium ion transmembrane transport via high voltage-gated calcium channel.